Molecule: messenger RNA, 739 nt
Organism: Phytophthora infestans T30-4
Lineage: Eukaryota; Oomycota; Peronosporomycetes; Peronosporales; Peronosporaceae
Exons: 3
Coding region: 1-618 (205 amino acids)
Source: RefSeq, a predicted model, not a curated record
AUGAAAUCGUAUGGAUCCAAGCUACCGCUGCAGCCUCUGGCACCAGCGUCGUUCUUCCUUCGUGGGGCGGGCUUCCUCGUAGCCACCGCAUUUGUCGUGAGUAUGGUCUUCAUGGUGGCGGUCAUGCAGUCCGUGGGAGCAAGAGGUAAUGUGCGGGUGUCUAUUGCCUUUAACCAGGACCACCCUGUCACUCACGGGCAGUUUGUGCCGAUGAAUGAGGCAAAAAAUGCUCCGAGUGUCUCCAUUGAGGGGGGCGUAACCGGCAGUGCCGACCGCUACACAUACGUGCUCAUCGACAUUGAUGCUCCGGACCCGAAGGCACCAACGCACGCGCCAUUCCUGCACUACAUUGUGGCGGGCUUAGCUGCAAAUGGGCAAAGCACUUCGCAACAAGACACAGUAGAGGUCGUUUCUUACUAUCCAGUGACCCCUCCAAUUGGAGAACACCGCUACGUGUCACUGCUGUUCCGCCAACAAGAGAGUGAUCCCAGUGCUCCAGAUGCAGAUCUCACAGCUAAACGCGCCAACUUUGACGUGGAUGAGUUCACAAAGAAGCACAAAUUGGAUCUAGUUGACAAGAGCUAUUUCCAUUCUCGUCCAGCCGCCCAAGAUAACUGAAAGCAACGUGAAGGUACGUAAGUGUCGGGUGAAAUCCUCGCUCGUUCUUCUUACAUAUGACAAGGUCGCUCGAGGAUAGCAAAAUAUUGAUAUUACGAAUUCUAGUGACAUUCAUCCAGUA